Molecule: messenger RNA, 1488 nt
Organism: Pedinophyceae sp. YPF-701
Lineage: Eukaryota; Viridiplantae; Chlorophyta; Pedinophyceae
Source: the annotation of a GenBank genome assembly
AUGGCCAAGCGGCCUGGAGGGCAGGGGUCUCGGGCGGCGAAGCGGGCGCGGAAAGCCGCCGACAAGGAGCUGAAGGAGCACGCUAUCGACGACCAAGAUGGCGACGACUUUUUCGUCCAUUCAGAGCAGGAGCAGAGUGGUUCGGAGUCUGACGGGGAGGAGCCCGAGGAGACACAGGAGGAGAAGCGGCUGCGGCUCGCCAGGGACUACAUAAAGCGGCUGCAGGAGGCGGCGUCGUCCGAGGAGGACGAGGGGAGCGGGGAGGAGCCGGACGACGGCGGGGAGGGCGGGGACGCGGACGUGCUGCAGCGCCGGCUCCAGAACCGCGCGCAGCUCGAGGCCGGGCACGCGUUCCGCCGGCUCGCGAGCCGCCUGCGCGCGGUGGACCUGGCCGCGUGCCCUGCGGCGGGCGGGCGGCUGCUCGGCGGCCACCGCGCGCACCGGCUGCCCCCGACGGGGGUGUGUUUGGGUCGGUCAGACGAGCUGGCGUUCAGCGUGGGCAAGGACGGGGCGAUCUUCAAGUGGGACGUGGAGCGGGGCGCGGGCGAGCGGUGGGCGCAGCCCGAGGACGUCAAGGCGGCGCGCGACGAGGCGGACCCGGCGACGUGGGUCAAGCGCGGACCGCGGCAGGGCGGGUCGCGGCGCGGGCUGCUGGCGUGCGCGGCGAGCGCGGACGGGCGGUACCUCGCGGUCGGCGGGGGCGCGCGGCGCGUGCUGCUGUACGACGUGCGCACGGGCAAGCACGUGGUGUCGUUCCCGGGGCACCGCGACGCAGUGUCGGCGCUGGCCUUUCGCGACGGCGGCGCGGAGCUGUACAGCGGGUCGUUCGACCGGACGGUCAAGGUGUGGAACACGGAGCUACGCGCGUACAUGGACACGCUGUUCGGGCCGCAGGCGCAGAUCACGUGCGUGGACGUGCGGCGGGCGGAGCGGGUGCUUGCGGGGGCGAUGGACCACACCGUGCGGCUAUUCAAGGUGCCGGACGAGACGCAGCUCGUGUUCCGGUCGCGGUCGAUGACGGUGGAGGCGUGCCGCCUGCUGACGUCGAGCGAGUUCGUGACGGGCGACCAGGACGGCACGCUCGCGGUGUGGAGCCACCUCAGCAAGAAGCCCUCGCUCGUCGUGAAUGACGCCCACCCGCGCACGCUCGAGAACGGGGCCGCGGUCGGGGCCGGGUGCGUCGGGGAAGCGUGCGCGAGCUGGAUAUCGUCCAUCGCGGUCGCCAAGGGGUCCGACCUGGUCGCGUCCGGCGCGGGGAACGGCGCCAUCCGUCUGUGGGAGGCAAGAUGCGGGUCCAAGGGCGGGCCGAUCAAGUCGCUGCGGCCGGUCUGUGCGCUGCCGGCGCGCGGGUUCGUGAACGGCCUCGCAGUCGCGGAGUCGGGCAGGUUCCUGUUGGCGGCGGUGGGGCAGGAGCCGCGGCUGGGGAGGUGGGCCAGGGACGCGAAGGCGCGCAACGGGGUGUUCUUGCAUCAACUGGAGCUCGCGUGA